UAUAAAUCAUUUUGAAGUUAAAAACACACACACAAACAUUCAUCACAAAGAGAGGACUGUUAUGUAUCUAUCUAAGUACAUGGCUGCUACAAAGUAUGAGAUCAAACAGCAAAUCCUGUAUAAAUGUUUUAUAUAGUAGAAAGAGCUGUUAAAGUUAGAAAUGUCAUUCAAGCUGUAGGAGACCAACAAUAAAAAGUUCAGAUAGAAACAAUUUACAUAUGAUGCUAAAUGUAAUCUCACUUGGGAGUUUCCUCUCACAAAUUUUCAGCUUUGCGAAUUAAAAGGCUGCAGCUUCUAAGUAUUCAGUCCUACAAUUUUCGUGAAAGAACAGAAAAUAUUUCUUUCUGAAACUAAACUGGAUGGCACACAUAUGUUGCAAUGAAGGCAUAUAACAGCUGUUGAGGGACUGGGAAACCAAUAUAUUGGAAUGGAAUCCAUGAUGGCUAGAUGCCAGACACACAAGCAAUCUAAGUUCCUGGGUAAAUAUUAACCAAGUGCUUAGGUCUUUUUGCAAUCUAGGUGUAAAGACAGACGCCAACUCAGAGCCUCCAGGGAGUCUGAUGGUCUUAAGGAGGCCAAGACUGGGUUUUCCACCAUUUUAAUCCAAUAACUACAUUCCAUUAUUUCACAGAUUAAAUCUGUGAAGAGCAAACCUCAUAGCUUCUCUUCCAUGUCCUGUUUGCAGUGGUAUUAACUUUAAUUGAUGGCAAAACUACUCAACCAUUUAGUCAAGAAUACCAAAUAGUAGGGAAGAAAACUGGGUGGAAAGUGAAUGAUUCCAGGUGCAAAGCGUUUGGGAGUAUGUAUACAGAGACGCAACAAGUAGUCCUCUCAAUACGUAGUAAAACUUACCAGGAAUGGUAUCGUUUAGUGUAACUUUUCGGUUUGUCACUUGAAUAUUAAAUGAAUUACAAAUGUUGAUAGAAUCAUAAUUUUAUAUAAUAUACCAAGAAUACUGAUUUCCUGUGAUUUUUUUUCUUUAAGUGUCCCAGACCAUGAAGCUGUACAGGAAACUGGGAAGCAACUAAGGGUUAAGAGGCGAACGGACUUGGCGUGAAAAGAAAUCUCAAGGUUCAUAGAUAUUCUCUACACCCAUUCACAAUCCCCCAUUUUCUGGGUAUUCAAGGCCUCUGGUUUCUCUAAUCCCUUUCUUCAAGUCUUGGCAGGAUGCAUUUUUUUCCCUCUCUGGUAAGACGCCUUUGAUAUUUUUCAAAUCCGGUUUCACCAGCACAGAACUUUGACAUUUCGUUUUGCUUUGUCUCUGGAAGACAAACUCCCUCACUCAUCCAAGCGACAUUUCAAGUCCCUCAAAAUUCCCAGGGACAAGAAAAUUAGGUACUAUGAAUUCUGCCUUCCAAACAGCAUUCUCUGUUCCGCUUGCAAUGUCGAUAUAAAGGCAGGAUUGGCUUGGGCAGAAUAGGUCAAAAGCUUAUUGAAUUGCACACGGAACACAGCCUGCUUGCUCUCUUAUAGCGAGAGGCCAUGAGAGUUGCUGGGUCAAGGGCAUGCAUUUCAAUGUGAUCAGUCACUAUACGUUGGCCAUGCGGAGUCGCAGUAUUUUGGCAAUAUUUUUAAAAACCAGGGAAAGUUACUGUGCUGUUAUAAUUCAAAGGCUGGUGGGGUUUUCUUCCCCUCCGCAUCUCCACUAGCGUGAUAAAUUAAAGUACGUGGGCUAGUAGAGAACUAACCUCUGGGCAACUUAAGCCUAGUCCUCGCAGCGUACCCAGUGUGGAAACAAACGAAUCAGAGGUUACUAAUUCUGGAAUGUUAAAAGUGGGCCCCGAUCGGCUUUUACUCCCUUUGGGAAAUCCUAUACAAUUCUGCGCGCGAAAGACCCACCCUCGGUGAGGCGCGAAAGCCGAGAAGCUUAUAGUCAAAGCCUCGCUGACAAAUCAAGAGAUGACUCCGCAUUUAAAACCUUUCCGAAUAGGAACGCGCCAGAGGCCGGAAGCUACGCCACGUGACCAAUCCCUCCUCCGCGGCCAUUCCUAGUGAGGCAGUAGGCACCGCCUCUGUCACAUUUCCUAGCUCCUACAGCGCGGGACCGGGCGGAAACGUGCGACAGGAGGCGGUCCCACCUAGCUUCGGAGUGUCACUAGAACUCGCGUCUUUUCCAGCAAUGCUUUGCAAGUACUUCACCGCAAAGAACUGCCGCAGACUUCCGCCUGGGUGCCAACCACGUGAUCACGCGAGCGUUGGAGAGGCGUAGCCUAAAUUAUACAGAUCUGUGAUUGAAGAUGUCAUUAAUGACGUGAGAGACAUCUUUCUGGAUGAUGGAGUGGAUGAACAAGUACUGAUGGAACUAAAAACUUUAUGGGAAAACAAACUAAUGCAGUCCAGGGCAGUAGAUGGAUUUCAUUCAGAAGAGCAGCAGCUUCUACUGCAAGUUCAACAGCAGCAUCAACCCCAGCAGCAGCAGCAUCACCACCAUCACCACCAUCAGCAAGCUCAGCCUCAGCAGACGGUACCUCAGCAAGCGCAGACCCAGCAGGUCCUUAUUCCUGCAUCGCAGCAAGCCACAGCACCACAAGUUAUUGUUCCAGAUUCUAAGUUGAUACAGCAUAUGAAUGCAUCAAACAUGAGUGCUGCUGCUACGGCUGCUACCUUAGCACUCCCUGCAGGUGUGACUCCUGUUCAGCAGAUAUUAACAAAUUCAGGCCAGCUUCUUCAGGUGGUCAGAGCAGCCAAUGGUGCCCAAUAUAUCUUUCAGCCUCAGCAGUCAGUGGUUCUACAACAACAGGUUAUACCACAGAUGCAACCUGGUGGAGUACAAGCUCCUGUUAUACAGCAGGUACUGGCUCCUCUUCCUGGAGGGAUUUCACCACAGACAGGUGUCAUCAUCCAGCCUCAGCAAAUCUUAUUUACAGGAAAUAAGACUCAAGUUAUACCUACGACAGUGGCAGCACCUACACCAGCCCAAGCACAGAUAACUGCAACUGGCCAGCAGCAACCGCAGGCCCAGCCUGCUCAAACACAAGCUCCAUUGGUCUUACAAGUUGAUGGAACUGGGGAUACAUCGUCUGAAGAAGAUGAAGAUGAAGAAGAAGACUAUGAUGAUGAUGAGGAGGAAGACAAAGAGAAAGAUGGAGCUGAAGAUGGGCAGGUGGAAGAAGAACCCCUCAAUAGUGAAGAUGAUGUGAGUGAUGAGGAAGGACAGGAACUCUUUGACACAGAAAAUGUUGUUGUAUGCCAAUAUGAUAAGAUACACAGAAGUAAAAACAAAUGGAAAUUUCAUCUCAAGGAUGGCAUUAUGAAUCUUAAUGGAAGAGAUUAUAUAUUUUCCAAAGCCAUUGGAGAUGCAGAAUGGUGAAGAGUUGCUUUUUUUCUUUUAUAAAUAAAAGAAACUUAAAAAAAGUUUAAAGUGGACAGUUUGAAACUUGGGGCAUAUGCCAACCAAAACUUCAUUUCUGCAUGUCAGAAAAGUGCAGUAGAAGCAAAGCUACUGGAACAAAGAUAGACCUUGACAACAUAGACACUACUUACUGGCAAGCCAUGGAACUGUAGCACCUGGGGUUGUUGGGUGGGAGGGUUGGGGUUUUGUGUAGGAAAACCAUAAUUGUUGAUUUUAAAUACAGGUACCUGCCACCGGUAAUUAGCAUGUAAAGCUUUGUCUAUAUUCCUUCCUCCAACUUGGGUUCAAUCAGAAGAUACUUGUUGGAAUGAACUGAAGAAACUUCGGUUUUGAUAGAUUGAACUGAAACUGCUUAUUGUAUGUGGUUAUAUUUGGUAAAAGUUGCGUGUGAGCUUUUUACAAAAGGGUAAGAAUUGUGUUGAAUUUUAAUUCACUUGUAUAAGAAAACAAUUUAAAACUCUCAUAGUAGGUCUUAAAUAUUUUUACUUGCUAUUCUCCCUCAGUGAUAUAUACCUCUUCCUUUCCAGCUUUAUGAAACAUCUAUUUAAGAUUUAAAGUUAUCAUUGAUCAUAGUUUGGAGAUAAAAUUUGACCCAGGAAUGAAUAUUUAUUUUAAUUAGGUUUUCAUACUUAUUAAAUGUAAUUAAAGACUUGGGUCUUGUCUGAGUUCAGUGGAAUUGAAACGACAACUUUAAUUUCCUUACAGAAAAACUUAAUUUGUUUCUUUUAGUGCCACACCUUAAAAAGAAACCCCAAACUAGCUCCUCAGGAAUAUAGUUUUAUUUUGCAAGCAUACCAUCUAGCUGAAAUUGUAUACACAUGAAUAUAUGUAGACUUUUCCUGUUGGGCUGAAGUGUGUGCUUAUAAAUGUGUUUAGUUUUUAAGCUAAACAUCCAGUAAACAGUCUGUGCAUUGAUUAGCAUAGGGCAGGUGGUGAGGACCUGGAUUUUUAUUAAACAAUUUAGUAAUUAUAAAAGUUUCUUGUGUUUACUAGUAAAGAAUUUUAAAAAUCUAUUCUAAUUCAACAAGUUUUUAAAAUCAACUUUGUAAUUUGAGGGGAAAAUUUGGGGGGAAGAGGUGGGUGGGCCACUAAGUUACCUCUCUUUCAUUUGGUGGCCCUUCCAGGCCAUUGAAAAUAAAGACGUUGGCUCCAGUUUGCACAUCGGGAAGAAAGCAUAGAAAUUUGACUUGUAUAUUAAAAAUAAUAGAAAUGUAAUAUGUAUAUUAAGAAUGCAUAGGUCUGUAUUCUGUAAGGGGCUCUGAAGAACAAUAUGGCAUUGCUGUGUUCAGUGUGAAUUCGCUGCCUGGGAGAACUGCAGGAAUGCUUGUCUUCACCAUUGUGUUCUUACAACGAAUUCAACUUUCCAUGGUUUAUCUUGACAAAAUUUACAUGUGUUUAGGUUACCUGUAUAUUGAUAUAUUUUUUAAUCUUCAGUUUUUGUCUUCCUUUUGCCUUUGUGUUUUCAGAAGUAACACAUAAACACUUUUAAAAGUACAUUACAAAGAAGAAAACUGUGAGCUAUUACAUAGUGUUCCUUUUUUAACACAAAUCUUUUAACUUUAAAAAAAGGCAAAAAUUUUUUUUUCAACUUCCCACCCAGCUUACCACCUUGAUCUCUUUAAAUUAUGUUCUAAACUUUGGUGUAAAUGGUGGUGUCUAGCAUGCUAGUAGUUAGAUUUUAUUUAGCUGCCAUAACUGGUAAUACAGUUUUUAUUUUGACAAUAUUAAUUAGUUUUUUGAGGGGAAGUUUGUUUAUUCUACGACUCUCAAAGCACACAGAGGUUUUAGAAUAUAUAUUAUUAUUAGUGAGACUGAGAGAAGAGGAAAUGGGAGGGAGUAACAUCACAGAAGUCCUGUUGUUCAACUGUUCUUCAAUAUAGUUGCUAGUAGGUUUGUAUUUACUCAAUAAAGCUUAAGUCAGUGACCUGAACUACCUAUAAAAAUUCAGCAGUGCUGCAGUGUUGCUUAAGUGAAACCCUUUGGCUAUCUAGUAGUUUUUAUGCUACUGAAACUUGGAUUACUGUAUGAUACUCAGCUUGUCUUGGGCCCUCUAUGUAGACAAACAUUUGUAUUCAUAGUAGCGUUGUUUACUGGCCUGUUUUUAUAACUUUAUUUUUCAAAUAUUAACAACCACUGCUUUCAGAGUGGUUAUUUUGUUAUUUUUGAAGCAGGAAAUAACCCUUUGUAUUUGCACCUGUGUAUUGCCUAUUAAUUAUGGUAUACUUGGCAAAUGCUUUUCUUUUACCUGUGAAAAUUCUGAAGGCUGGUCCAAGCUACAUUGCAUACCAAAUUGUGCUCUUACAUAUUAUUUGCAUUGUGUCCUUUUUAAUCAAAUAGCAUGUUUUAGUUUUAUUAUAGUAGCUUUUGCUGUAAGAAUGUCACUUGCUUAUCUUUUAUUGUACUUGAAUUCUUAAUCAUGCUUUUAACAUUGUAUUUAACAAAUCAUUUCGUAUUAGGUUCCAUUGAAAUGUCAUUCCUUUGAAAAGGCAAGGGAUUUCCACUUUGAGAAUUUUAAAAUGAAAGUAGCAUGUUUAUCUAAAGGCAGAAAAUAGUUCAGACUUGGUAUUAUGAAAAUAAGUAAUGGUUUCUGGAGAGGAUUUGUUUAGAUUUGCACAGAUGGUGAUGGCACCUUUUACUUAAAAAAACAUUAAUCAAUAGUGCUAAAGAAAAUUUACCCAAAAUUACAAGAUAAAACAUGGAAAUGUGUGCCUUUCAAUAUACAAACUCUUGCUUGGUGGUCAUUUGUGUAAUCAGACCAUUUGAAUGCCUGAGAGCAUGUUUAAUUUCUGUGGAGUGCCACAUAUGGCUAAAACAAAUCUUUAAUGUGCAAUUAAUUUCUAGAGUAAAAUGUCUGUUAUAUGAGGGGGAUCUUUAUAUUGGGCUUUUCUAUUUUUUAAAUGUUCACAUUUCUUUCUGUUAAUUAAAAUGCCAUCAUAAUGUCACAUUUACACUGUUGCCUCUUUUAAAAGCAAAGCCACUCUUGUUCUAAGAUUACAUCAAGACUUGAGCAGUGUGUAGUAAUUAAAAUGUAUGCUUGAUGAGUAUAAUAGAUUCUGGUUUUAGGAAAUAACAUAUAGCUUUUAUAUGAAUAUUUUCUUUUGCUGUAGUGAAAAUCAAAGAUUUUUUUUUUUUUCCUGGCUUUUAUGGAGGAAUGAAAAGAGUUGUCUCCCUCUAAGAGUAAUUUUUGAUUCUCAUAGCAAUAAUGUCACCAUUCUUACCAGAGGGUGAAUACCCCUUGUAUAGGAAAACAGACGUAAUUUCCUCUUGGGAGUUCUCUCUAUGACUUAGCAUUUUCUUCCACUUGAGAAAAUUCCUGUUUUUCUGAUUAUUUCAUAUUGAACUUUUUUUUGAGCUUUUGUGCAAUGUAAUAGUUUAUUGAUCCAUCUUUGUACAUUUUCAUUUUAUUUCAUGUCUUUCUUCCACCUACCUGUCAGAAUCAGCUAUAGCAGAUUUUGAAUUCUUUAGUUAAAAAAUAGUUGCUUUAUUUGUUUCCUCAUGAGUUUGUUAAAUAGCUUUGCAUUUUAGUCCUAUUAUGCUAUGGAAAUUAUUAUGAAGUUUAUAUUCUUCCCUUUUUAAGCCUGCCUUACUCUGUCUUUUGUCAUUGUCUAUGGUUUAAUGAAGAACACACCAAACUAACAUUUUUGUUUAUUUUGAGGAACAAAAAAAAUUUUUCUCUUCUCUUUUAAGGGAAGUUACUACACUUUGAGUUAGUAAUUCCUCUUUCAGUCAAGGUUCCUUAAUAAGUCCAGUCUGCAUCAGGACUAUGAUUUGGGGGGCAGGGCUAAUCCUUUUUGCUGUUCUGAGCUACUAUUGUCAACUGCUGUUGUACAUACUGUUAUGUGUAAUGGCGUAAAUAUAUUUAUUAUGUUUGUAAAAUUCAUUGCAGAUCAAGGUUGCUCUUCUGUGAUAUAUGGGAUAUUAUGUUUUAAAGACCAUCUUGGAAUACAAUUAGAGAACUUAGUAUUUUGAUGUACUAAGACCUAUUUUAAGUUUAAUAUUCUACCUUUGCAAAAACUUUAAUUAAAGAUGUUAUUUAAAAAAA
This is a messenger RNA of Chlorocebus sabaeus (green monkey), 7394 nucleotides long. NCBI's taxonomy places the organism in Eukaryota, Metazoa, Chordata, Mammalia, Primates, Cercopithecidae. The record is from RefSeq and is a predicted model, not a curated record.